Messenger RNA from Clonostachys solani, 1002 nucleotides. Lineage: Eukaryota; Fungi; Ascomycota; Sordariomycetes; Hypocreales; Bionectriaceae. The record is from the annotation of a GenBank genome assembly.
AUACCUAGAACCGGUGCCUCGGGCUAUAUUGGCGGCGACCUUCUUUAUCUCAUUGCCAAGCGGCACCCUGAAUACGGAGUGACAGCGCUCGUCCGGAAUGCCGCCCAGAUUGAACCGAUCAAGCAAGUUUCAGACAAUGGACAAGUCGUUCAAGGCACUCUGGAUGACGAGGACAUUCUUGAAAGAGAGGCCAGUGAAGCGGAUAUCGUCCUGAACUUGGCUUCGUCAAGCCAUGUGAAGAGCGUGCAAGCAAUUCAUCAUGGUCUCCUAAGUAAACUUGACCGUGGCGAAAAGCCCCCGUAUUGGAUUCAAAUGUCGGGUGGCGCUGCAGUAGUUUCCAAUGAGGUAGCAGACCCAAACUGGGAACCGGGCACUGGAAGCGACAUCAUUUGGGAUGAUCUGGAUGACAUUGCCUCAAUAAAAUCCAUCAUCAAAAGCAAUCCCACUCGGGUUGUUGACAACUACAUGAUGUCCGUUGCCCAAAGUUCCAGCUACAUUCAAACAGCAGUGGUCUACCCGCCCGUCAUCUAUGGGUUAGGCCGGGGACCAGUCAAUCAGAGAAGCGUCCAGAUCCCUGAUCUUGUGGAGGCAAGCCUCAAGAGGCGUCGAGCAUUCAGACUUGGCCCUGGUCUAAACCGAUGGGGAAAUAUUCAUAUUCGGGAUCUCAGUGAGAUGAUCCUUCGACUUAUUGAAAAGGCCGUAGAAGGGAAUCAGGAUACUAAUGUGUGGGGCAAAGACGGAAUAUAUCUCACUGGAGUCGGAGAGCUGCUUCUUCCUGAUACAUCAAUUGAAGUUCUGGAAGGGGAUCAGUUUAACCAACUUCUAAGCCAUCACGCGGGUUUCCCUGGUAUAGUUUUGUACGGAACUAACUCCCGAGGGGGCCCAAACAGAGCCCGGAAAUAUCUAGAUUGGGUUCCAACACAUCAUAGCUUAGCACAAGACAUUGUUGAAAGCGUGACCCGAGAGGGUGUACGACUGGGACUGGUCGAAGCAGACUCUUAG